AUGGGUUUUUCCAAUCGGUUUCGGCAGCAAUGUGGCGGUCUCGAUCACCAGAUGACUCGGUCUCUCAUUCUAAUGGGGAAAACCGGGAGUGAGAUGGCAGCUAGAGAGCCUGAAUUGCCAUUACCAGUCCUAAACAAAACUCCAGAGCAAGUGACAAUGCCAAAACCGGAGACCAAACAAGAGGCUAAACUGGAAACUGAACCCGAAAACCAGUCAAACCCAAUCUCCCUCAUGAGAAGAGGGUGUCCAGUGCCGGGCUCAAGGAAUCGCCUUGGGAGAAAACUAGGACAAGGGCAAUUCGGGACGACUUUCCUUUGUGUGGAGAAGUCAACUGGAAAAGAGUAUGCUUGCAAAUCGAUCGAAAAGAGGAAGUCUUGCAAAUCGAUCGCAAAGAGGAAGUUAUUAACUGAUGAGGAUGUAGAGGAUGUGAGAAGAGAGAUUCAGAUAAUGCACCACUUGGCUGGGCAUCCAAAUGUUAUAUCUAUAAAAGGAGCUUAUGAGGAUGCCGUGGCAGUUCAUGUCGUUAUGGAGUUGUGUGCUGGUGGAGAGCUUUAUGAUAGAAUUAUUCAGCGCGGACAUUAUACAGAAAGAAAGGCAGCUGCACUUAUGAGGACUAUAGUCGGGGAGGACUCGCUUCUCAAGGAUAUUGAUUUUGGAUUAUCGAUUUUCUUUAAGCCAGAAGCAGAUGUAUGGAGUGCAGGAGUAAUUCUUUACAUUCUCUUAAGUGGAGUUCCUCCCUUUUGGGCAGAAAACGAGCAAGGUAUAUUCGAAGAGGUCUUGCAUGGUGACCUUGAUUUUGAUUCUGAUCCUAGGAGACGGUUAACUGCACAUGAAAGGCAAAAGACGCUGACUAUCAAUUUUUCUGUUGCUACUAGCUCAAAACCUAUGCAGGCCACCCUUGGAUACAGAUUGAUGGUGUUGCUCCUGACAAGCCUCUCGAUUCUGCGUUUUAAGUCGUAUGAAGCAUUUUCCGCAAUGAAUAAGCUGAAGAAAAUGGCCCUUAGAAUAAGUCUCUUGAAUGCUAUGAUUAGACACAAUGGUAAUCACGGAGAGCCCUCUGAAGAAGAGAUAGCUGGCCUGAAAGAAAUGUUCAAGAUGAUAGACGCCGACAGCAGUUGUCAGAUCACCUUCGAAGAACUUAAAGCAGGAUUAAAAGAGUUGGAGCUAAUCUUAAAGAGUCUGAAAUUUAUGAUCUUAUGCAAGCACAAUGACAAGUUGUGUCUAAUGCAAAUGUCUUCAACCAUACAGGCUGAUGUUGAUAACAGUGGCACGAUCGACUACGGGGAAUUCGUAGCUGCAACACUGCACCUAAACAAAAUCGAGAAGGAAGACCAUCUAUUUGCCGCCUUUUCUAUUUUGAUAAGGAUGGCAGCGGUUACAUCACUCCGGACGAGUUCCAACAAGCUUGUGAGGAGUUUGGCAUAG
Molecule: messenger RNA, 1425 nt
Organism: Hibiscus syriacus
Lineage: Eukaryota; Viridiplantae; Streptophyta; Magnoliopsida; Malvales; Malvaceae
Product: calcium-dependent protein kinase 1-like
Exons: 8
Coding region: 1-1425 (474 amino acids)
Biological process (GO): protein autophosphorylation; peptidyl-serine phosphorylation; intracellular signal transduction
Cellular component (GO): nucleus; cytoplasm
Molecular function (GO): calmodulin binding; calcium ion binding; calcium-dependent protein serine/threonine kinase activity
Source: RefSeq, a predicted model, not a curated record